AUGGAUGUCACCAAGGCGGGAAUAGCCAGGAAACUGCAACUAGAGGAACUUGAAUGCCUUAGGAUGGAGGCAUAUGAGAAUGCACGAAUUUACAAGGAAAAGACUAAGGUAUUCCAUGAUCACCACAUCCGCAAGAAAGAUUUUCAAAAGGGUGAUGAAGUUCUCCUGUACAACUCGAGACUCAGAUUCAUGCCUAGGAAGCUCCGUUCAAGAUGGGAUAGCCCCUUCAAGGUGAAGGAGGUAAAGAACUACGGCGUGGUAGAGUUGCUUAAUUCUCAAAAUGGUGAGAGAUUUAAGGUAAACGGCCAUCGAGUGAAGAAGUAUCAUGGCCACAAAUAA
This is a messenger RNA of Arachis stenosperma, 339 nucleotides long. RefSeq lists its product as uncharacterized. The record is from RefSeq and is a predicted model, not a curated record. The coding region runs from base 1 to 339 and encodes 112 amino acids. Lineage: Eukaryota; Viridiplantae; Streptophyta; Magnoliopsida; Fabales; Fabaceae. The transcript has a single exon.